AGUCUUGCACAGGUGUACCGGCUCCUCCCCUUCAGUCUUGCACAGGUGUACCGGCUCCUCCCCUUCAGUCUUGCACAGGUGUACAGGCUCCUCCCCUUCAGUCUUGCACAGGUGUACAGGCUCCUCCCCUUCAGUCUUGCACAGGUGUACAGGCUCCUCCCCUUCAGUCUUGCACAGGUGUACAGGCUCCUCCCCUUCAGUCUUGCACAGGUGUACCAGGCUCCUCCCCUUCAGUCUUGCACAGGUGUACCGGCUCCUCCCUUCAGUCUUGCACAGGUGUACAGGCUCCUCCCCUUCAGUCUUGCACAGGUGUACAGGCUCCUCCCCUUCAGUCUUGCACAGGUGUACAGGCUCCUCCCCUUCAGUCUUGCACAGGUGUACAGGCUCCUCCCCUUCAGUCUUGCACAGGUGUACCGGCUCCUCCCCUUCAGUCUUGCACAGGUGUACGGCUCCUCCCCUUCAGUCUUGCACAGGUGUACAGGCUCCUCCCCUUCAGUCUUGCACAGGUGUACAGGCUCCUCCCCUCUUCAGUCUUGCACAGGUGUACCGGCUCCUCCCCUUCGGUCAUGCACAGGUGUACUGGCUCCUCCCCUUCGGUCAUGCACAAGUGUUCUGGCUCCUCCCCUUCGGUCAUGCACAGGGUGUACUGGCUCCUCCCCUUCGGUCAUGCACAGGGUGUACUGGCUCCUCCCCUUCGGUCAUGCACAGGUGUACUGGCUCCUCCCCUUCGGUCAUGCACAGGUGUACUGGCUCCUCCCCUUCGGUCAU
Staurois parvus is the source of this 768-nucleotide messenger RNA. Lineage: Eukaryota; Metazoa; Chordata; Amphibia; Anura; Ranidae. The record is from the annotation of a GenBank genome assembly.